Messenger RNA from Nelumbo nucifera (sacred lotus), 630 nucleotides. RefSeq lists its product as uncharacterized. NCBI's taxonomy places the organism in Eukaryota, Viridiplantae, Streptophyta, Magnoliopsida, Proteales, Nelumbonaceae. The record is from RefSeq and is a predicted model, not a curated record.
AUGAGAGGAGACCCAGCAAACAGGAACCCAAACCGGUACUACCACUUUCACCGAGACAUCAGGCAUGAUACUGAAAGCUGCCACAGCUUGAAGGACGAGAUCGAGAAGUUGAUCCAUCAAGGUUAUCUAAGGAAGUUCAUCAAGUACGAGAAUAGAGAAAUGGAUCACCGACCUACCAAACAACAGAGAGACGCGCCAGAGUCAAGCAGUAGGAACAACCGCAAUCAGCCACCUCAAGAUCCUCCGGUAGAAGAGAGACCGAUCUGUGUGGUGAUCAAUAUGAUCACUGAUGAGUCGAUUGUAGCGGGUUGUAGCACAGCAAUGGGAAAGGCAUCAGUUCGGGAGAUCGAGCACGAAUAUGAGAACCCGCCAAAGUGCCCUCGGGAAGAGGAGGUGAUCUACUUCAUCGACGAUGAUGCUCACAGGAUUCAGUAUCCACACAAUGAUGCCUUUGUCAUCAAAAUGUUAAUCAGUGACUUCAAGGUGAAGCGGAUCCUGGUAGACUCAGGUAGCUCUGCAGACAUUAUAUUCCUAGAGGCAUUUGACAUGUUGAAGUUGGAACAAAAAGACCUUCGACCGACAGACACCCAUGGUCGGGUUCAAUGGAGACGUGGUGAGGACCCUCAGUAG